UUAGUGCUGCUUACUAAAUUACCACCAGUGGUGUGACCUGACCACACUGAAGGAUUCUCUUACCUUUGUCCUGGUUAAGAAGUAAUGACUGAUGGACUCGUUGACAGGAAACAAUGGCAAAGAAGGUGGCAGUGAUUGGAGCAGGAGUCAGUGGCCUGAUCUCUCUGAAGUGCUGUGUGGAUGAGGGUCUGGAGCCCACUUGCUUCGAAAGGACUGAAGAUAUUGGAGGACUGUGGAGAUUCAAAGAACAUGUGGAAGAUGGCCGAGCAAGCAUCUAUCACUCUGUCAUCACCAACACCAGCAAAGAGAUGUCCUGCUUCAGCGACUUCCCAAUGCCUGAGGACUUCCCCAACUUCCUGCACAACUCUAAGCUCCUGGAAUACUUCAGGAUUUUUGCCAAGAAGUUUGACCUUCUAAAAUAUAUCCAGUUUCAGACAACCGUCAUUAGUGUGAAACGACACCCAGAUUUUGCAACUUCUGGGCAAUGGGAAGUUUCUGUUCAGAGCAACGGCAAGGAGCAACGUGCUGUCUUUGACGCAGUUAUGGUUUGCAGCGGCCAUCACAUCCAACCUCACCUGCCACUGCAGUCUUUUCCAGGUAUUGAGAAGUUCAAAGGCCAGUAUUUCCAUAGCCGCCAAUACAAGCACCCUGCUGGGUUUGAGGGGAAACGCAUCCUGGUGGUUGGAAUAGGAAACUCAGCCACAGAUAUUGCCUCUGAACUGAGCAAGAAGGCCUCACGGGUGUUUAUCAGCACCAGGCAUGGUGCCUGGGUCAUGAGCCGAAUCUCUGAAGAUGGCUACCCUUGGGACAUGGUGUUCCACACUAGGUUUAGCUCCAUGCUCCGAAAUGUCCUGCCUCGCACCGUCGUCAAGUGGAUGAUGGAACAGCAAAUGAAUCGAUGGUUCAACCAUGAAAACUAUGGUCUGGUGCCUCAAAACAAAUAUCUUAUGAAAGAGCCUGUAUUAAAUGACGAUCUCCCCAGUCGCGUGCUGUACGGAGCCGUCAAGGUGAAAACCAGAGUGAAGGAGCUCACGGAGACGGCUGCGGUGUUUGAGGACGGCACGGUGGAGGAGGACAUUGACGUUAUUGUCUUUGCCACGGGCUAUACUUUCUCCUUUCCUUUCCUGGAAGAUUCACUUGUGCAAGUGGAGGCUAAUAGGGUCUCGCUGUACAAAUCCAUGUUCCCCCCUCAGCUGGAGAAGCCAACCCUAGCAUGCAUGGGUCUCAUCCAGCCUCUGGGAUCCAUCUUCCCGACUGUGGAGCUCCAGGCGCGUUGGGCGACGAGAGUUUUCAAAGGUUUGUGUAGCUUGCCCUCAGAGACAGCUAUGAAGAAGGACAUUGUUGAAAGGAAUGAAAAAAGAAUUGACCUGUUUGGAAAAAGCCAGAGCCAGAUACUGCAGACCAACUAUGUUGACUACCUGGAUGAACUCGCCUUGGAGAUAGGUGCGAAGCCAGACUUCAUCUCCCUCUUUUUCAAAGAUCCUACACUGGCUGUGAAACUCUACUUUGGGCCCUGCAAUUCCUACCAGUACCGACUAGUUGGACCUGGGCAGUGGGAAGGAGCCAGGAAUGCCAUCCUCACCCAGAAGCAGAGGAUCCUGAAGCCCUUAAAGACCCGCACUCUGAAGCCUUCAUCCAACAUCCCAGCAUCUUGCCUGCUCAAAAUCCUGGGGCUUUUUGCUGUGGUUCUGGCCUUCUUUUUCCAACUUCAGUGGUUCUAGUCUGUCAGCAUGACACUUUUGUCCACCCGUGCCUCUCAUUCAUCAGUGUCUCUUGGAAAAAAGACUAAAGAAAUUACACUUGUAUUAUAAUUUACAUUUCAGUUACAUUUCUCCUACAAGUAGGAAAACUAAUUGUAGGGAGAUUCAAAGAAUUAAGUCUAGAUAUAAAACUAAAAUUAAGGGCAUAGAAUAUCUUUAUCAUCCUACUCUUUCCUCAAAUUCAUCAAUCUUCAAACAGUAUCAUACAAUAACACCAACACAGGUAGAUGGUGCUUCCAGCCAUGCAGGUUUUGAGUUAUAUGAAAACAACAAUGAAAUGAUGCAGAGUAAAGAGCAAGGCAUAGCCAGGCAUGCCGGCGCACGCCUGGAAUCCUGGCACUCGGGAGGCAGAGGCAGGCGGGUCUCUG
This is a messenger RNA of Onychomys torridus (southern grasshopper mouse), 2128 nucleotides long. RefSeq names its product flavin containing dimethylaniline monoxygenase 2 (gene Fmo2). The transcript is spliced from 8 exons. Gene Ontology annotation, molecular function: NADP binding; N,N-dimethylaniline monooxygenase activity; flavin adenine dinucleotide binding. Bases 114 to 1721 code for a protein of 535 amino acids. NCBI's taxonomy places the organism in Eukaryota, Metazoa, Chordata, Mammalia, Rodentia, Cricetidae. The record is from RefSeq and is a predicted model, not a curated record.